Molecule: messenger RNA, 3258 nt
Organism: Epithele typhae
Lineage: Eukaryota; Fungi; Basidiomycota; Agaricomycetes; Polyporales; Epitheliaceae
Exons: 6
Coding region: 1-3258 (1085 amino acids)
Source: RefSeq, a predicted model, not a curated record
AUGCCUGUCGUCUCUGCGCCGCCGAUUGCCCCCAUAGAGCCCGACAUCUUUGACGAUGAUGAUGAGGGCUGGCAAGACAUGCCGGUCGUCCGGAACGACGAUGACUUCGCCCUAGGCCUGGACGAAGAGGACCAGAAGAAGUACCACUACGUCGCACCAUCGAAGACGGACGCCGUGACGGGAACGGCGGUGGGGAAUGCUACGGGUGCGGUCCUCGACGUGGAUGUCAGCGGAAACGAGUGGCGGACGAAGGCAGAUCAGAAUGAGAACGAAUACACUCGGAUACGGAUGAAGGAGGAAGACGAGUCAGACGAGGUCCACCUCCGCACACGAUAUCUCUUCGACGAGGACAAGGCGAUGACUCCGCUCAGUCAGAUGCAGCAGACGAAGGAUAUGCUCACUGAGGCCCAGCGCAUCGCCUACGUUGGCGUGUGUCACCUCACGGCGAAGGAGAUGGCGGACCAGCUGAAGAAGGUGAAUCGGAAGGAGCUGAAGAAGGCGAUCCAGAGCAUGGAGCUAUGGGCACUGAAGAUCAUGGGACGGUUGUACUAUCAUAUGGAGCUCGCAACUGAAGAGCAGAAGAUGAUCGAGAGCCUUGGACAGCACGGUGUCGAAGCCAAGGAUCUCGUCCCCGCACUCAUGACCACGCAUACAGUCGCCAACCCCGAGUACGACCCUGCCGAGGCUCGAAAACAGGCUGAGAUCCGCGAAGAGGAGGCCGCAAAGGAGUCCGCGGACAUCUCGGAGACGGACGACUCCGCCCCUUCUACCCCGCCCCCGGCAUAUUCCCCCGUCGCCCCCGUCCCUCCGCCCAAACCGCACCAAACCACCGCACGAGUCUUUGAGGAGACGGCUGCACUGGCCAUGCCCGGCGUCAGUACCCACCUUUCGGCGGCCGACAGAGAUGUCACGCUCGACAUUCGGUGGACCGUACUCUGCGACCUCUUCCUCGUCCUCAUCGCAGACAGUGUGUACGACGCACGGUCCCGUGGGCUACUGGAGAGUGUUGCUCUGAAGCUCGGUCUGGGCUGGGUGGAUGUCGUAAAGUUUGAAGCUCGAGUCACGGAGGCACUGGAGAUCCAGGAGAGCGUGGAGAAGCUCGAGCAGCAGACCUCUAUCCAGGAUGUCCAGAAGAACACCAAGAGGCGGCGAAUGGUGAUGCUCGGUCUUGCUACUCUCGGUGGAGGUCUCGUCAUCGGGCUCUCCGCUGGGCUUCUCGCCCCUGUCAUUGGAGCUGGCUUGGGCACUGCGCUCACGACGAUUGGUAUCACCGGCACCACUGGUUUCCUCGCGGGCACCGGCGGAGCAGCGGUGAUCACUACUGGAGGCGUUCUGACCGGGUCAGGCAUUGCUGUACGUGGGAUGGCGCGGAGAACACAAUACGUUCGCACUUUCGACAUCCUGCCGCUGCACAAUCACAAGCGAGUGAAUGCCAUCCUCACCGUCUCUGGCUUCAUGACCGGUACUUUGGACGACGUUCGCUUGCCGUUCAGCGUCCUCGACCCUGUGGUCGGCGACGUUUUCAGCAUCCUCUGGGAGCCGGAGAUGAUUCGGGAGACUGGAAGCGCGCUCAAGAUCUUGACGUCCGAAGUUCUCUCGCAGCUGGCGCAGACUGCACUCCAAGCAACAGUCAUGACGGCGCUCAUGAGUGCACUUCAGUGGCCCAUUAUCCUUACAAAGCUCGGGUACCUGAUCGACAACCCGUGGUCCAACGCCCUUGAUCGUGCAAGUGCAGCUGGCAAAGUCCUCGCAGACGUCCUCAUAAACAGGCACCUUGGAGUUCGACCGAUAACCCUUAUCGGAUUCUCGCUGGGCGCCAGGGUGAUAUUCUACGCGCUCCUCGCUCUCGCGAAGAAGGGCAUUUUCGGUAUCGUGCAGGACGUGUUCAUCCUUGGAGCUACAGUCACCGCCCCACUCAGCACCUGGCUCGAGGUACGCUCGGUUGUCUCGGGGCGCUUUGUCAAUGGCUAUGCGCGCAAUGACUGGGUCCUUAACUACCUCUUCCGCGCAACAAGCGGCGGGCUCAACACUUUGGCCGGACUGCGUCCCGUGGAGAAUGUCCCUGGGCUGGAGAACGUGGACGUAACGGACAAGAUUUCUGGACACAUGAGCUACCGGACGUUCAUGCCGCUGAUCCUUGAUCAGCUGGGUUUCCCGGUUUCGGCCGACUAUUUUGACGAGCCUGAGGAGCCUGACUUCGAGGGUGAACGUGUAGUGAUCAGGGAAGGAGAGGAGCAAGAGAAGAAAGGAUGGUUCGGACGCAAAAAAUCGUCAAAGCCUUCCGUUUCCGUCUCUCAUGUUCCGGCCGGGGACGCGAAGAUCAGGAACUCCACUUCAAGCGCACGGGACGAUGACGACCUCCCUCCCCGGGAAGGUGCUGCGACGCCGACGGCGGAGAAGCGAUUGCCUGCGCAAACGGCGACGUCUCCCAAAUCGCCGACUCGCGCCUCUGCACCCGCGGAGGACGGCGACGUGGGCCAGUCGGAACUGCCGAUCCACGCUGGAUUCAACUUUGAAGCGAUCAAGGAGGCGCUAGGCAAGACGGACCUGGACGUCAGCUCAAUUCCUACCCCACAAGCCGUCUCGGUACCUCCUCCACGCCCUCACUCCCCGCCAACCCGCUCCGAGUCCGCACCCCCACCACAAGCCGAGGAGACGGCAGAACCCGUGACCCCGAAGCUGCGCCCCUCGUUCGACGCGAGGCCACUGGCGCGCGAGGAUGAGCUGCCGAUAGCCAGCUCGAGCGCGCGUGCGGACCUGUCCUCGACGCUAUCGCGAUCGCUCUCUCUCAAUAGCAUGGCAGACCCGGAGGAAGCCUCGAUGACGUCAUUCGCGUCUGCCGGCACAAACUCACUUUCCUCGUCCUCGUCCUUCCCGUCGACGUCACGUCCUCCCGUUCUCUCGUUCGGGUCGAGCGACCGCCCGUCCUGGGACGCGCCAUCGGCGGCGAGUCCCUAUGGUGGCGGCUUCGGCGCGUCGUCAAUGUCGAACUUUGGCGCAUCGUCGACAUCCGGCUUCGGUGCACUGGGGUCUGCAGACGUCUUCAACGCGAAUCCGUUUGCAAACCCCCUGCCGCCUCCUCCGAGUAGUGGGCCGUCGCUCUCCUUCGGCGCGUCCGACGGGUCCAUCACGCUCUCGUCCUCGACACAAACACAAGGGGGGCGCAGCGCGUGGGAGUUCGGGAACCCAUACGCGGCUGGGGCGGGGAAGAAAGGCGCGCAGUCAAGCACGCUCGACCUCAACCCGUGGCAGAGUUGA